Trachymyrmex septentrionalis is the source of this 2392-nucleotide messenger RNA. Its product is annotated as calcium-independent phospholipase A2-gamma-like. The record is from RefSeq and is a predicted model, not a curated record. The transcript has 9 exons. Gene Ontology annotation, biological process: arachidonate metabolic process. NCBI's taxonomy places the organism in Eukaryota, Metazoa, Arthropoda, Insecta, Hymenoptera, Formicidae. Gene Ontology annotation, cellular component: membrane. The coding region runs from base 287 to 2209 and encodes 640 amino acids.
UUUUAUAUUGUAAAAAUUGAUUUGAUUAAAUCUGUUAGUUUCCUUGUGUGUGAUCAUCAACAUUGAACAAUCAAACGAUUCAAUUCUGUAAUCGGACUGUAAUUUCGACUAUUUUGAGCUCUACUGAAAUAUUCACGGAGAGGAAUGUGGAAAAACAACGAUAAAUGAAUUGUGUGAUUUAAUUGUACCUCGUGACAUUUGAUUUAAAUAUCUCUGAGGAAGAAGGAGAUAUAGAGAGAGUGUGUGGUGUCGAUAUAUAAGUAUCGUAAAAUUUGAAGUAUUCACAAUGGCUUUUAAUAGACAUGCAAAGCACUGCCAAAAAUGUGUUCUGUUAACUAGACAACUUACGGAUAGUGCAACUGGCAAGGAUGCUGGUGGAAAUGUAACAAGCAUUUCUGAUAGAUUUCUACGUUCCGUUAAUGAUCUAAAGAAAGCCAGAAUGUCCAUGCAGAAUCAGUGGAAGCUUCUAUCGCAAUUGAAAGAUUACCUAAACAAGGCCAACUGUGACAAGAAUCAACAAAUUAUUGUCUCCAAAGAUUGGCUAGAUACCCUGCAGAAAUUAACUUAUUCGCAGCUUGAGACGAUACGAAAAUUGUCAUCAGGAUCUGUCAGUACUGCUACAAACAAGACCUCAAAUAUAAAACAUAAAGAUAGCAAUGAUUUAGAUAAUAUAAAGCUAAUGCCUGAACAAACAGAAUUACUCACCGAUCCUGAUUUAACAACUGUGCAACGAAAAACACAACAGCAAAUCCGUGAGCAAGGCACACCCGAUAAUAAAGUAGAAUCAAAAGAUAGCAUGACUAUGCCGCAAAUUUUUUCUGCAUUGCUCUUCAAGUUAUCUUCUAAAGCUACGCAAAGUGCCGUCAUCACACCAAAGUGGAAAGUGAACAUCCACAGCAAUAUUCCGAAGCACAGCAUCGUCUCUCGCACGCGUCACGUCUUGAACAGCAUCAUAUCGGCCGAGUCAAAUGCUUCGAAGUUGCGCAGAUUAGAAGAAUUAUUGUUGCAUGUUGAUCAGUAUCCAGAGGCGAGGCAUUACGCGAUCAAAGAGGGAGCGAUUCGAAUUUUAUUACAGACUCGUCAGAAGACGAAAGAUGAACAGAUUAAAGCAUCUAUUAGAGAAGCACUCGCUGUAAUGGGUUACAUCGAUCCUCUGCCCGGUCGGGGUAUUAGAAUCCUAUCGAUUGAUGGCGGCGGUAUUCGUGGAGUAUUGGUUAUAGAGAUGCUGAAGAAAUUGGAAGAACUCACCGGAAAGAAGACGUAUGAAAUGUUCGAUUACAUAUGCGGCGUGAGCACAGGAGCUAUUCUCGCUGCCGUAUUAGUAUUGCCAAAGGACAUUUUGGAAGGAGGACAUAAGAGAAAGUCAUUGGAUGAAGUUUCAGCAUUAUAUAAAGAUUUGAGUACCAAGGUGUUUACACAGAGUGCUAUAAAAGGCACGAGCAGUCUAGUAUGGAGUCAUGCGUAUUACGAUACCGCGUUGUGGGAAAAAUUAUUAACGGAGCAUUUAGGCGACAAAAUUCUUAUCAAAACCUCGCGCGAUCCAAACACACCGAAGUUUGCAGCAAUAUCCGCCGUAGUAAAUCACGAGCGCGUCAUGGCUUACGUGUUUAGAAAUUACACAUUACCGCACAGAGUGGAAAGCCAGUAUAUGGGGUCCCAUAAGUAUAAAUUGUGGGAAGCCGUAAGAGCGUCAGCUGCUGCACCGAGUUACUUUGAGGAAUUUAAAUACGGCGACUAUCUUCAUCAGGAUGGCGGUAUUUUGGUAAAUAACCCGUGCGCCGUGGCGAUACACGAAGCCAAACAGUUGUGGCCGAAUAAUCCAAUCCAGUGCGUCGUAUCAUUCGGAACAGGUCGAAUCCCACAUCACAUCAGUGGAAACGAAUCUCUGGAGGUAGCUAUCUCGAGCUGGAAAGAGAAGUUUUAUAAAAUUUUAGAUAGCGCCACCGAUACAGAAGCUGUGCAUACGAUGCUCAAUGACCUGCUACCUGAUCACAUUUACUUCAGAUUUAAUCCUUAUUUAACGGAAAUGUUAUCGAUGGUUGAAAUCCGACCUGACAAAAUCAGCCAAAUGGAACAAGACGCAAGAAUGUACAUACGUCGAAAUGAGGAGAAAUUUCAAAAGGCUGCUACGGCUUUACUGGAAAAGCGACAGAUCCAGCAAAAAAUUGUAGAUUGGAUCAUAUUACAAAGACAAUUAUCCGGUUUAUAAAGAGCGAAAAUAUCUCUUCAAAUAUCGAUGUACAUUCCAUAGCGCGAUCUGUGUUUGCAAAUCACAUAGACAUCUACUAUAAUAUAACUUUUUUACAUUUCACAUGCAGUGUCUAUUAAUCUAAAAUUGUUCAAAUAAUUAUUUUCUUAAUAAUGUUUUUUGGAUGAUACAAUAGGAAAUAAU